This is a messenger RNA of Ectocarpus siliculosus, 1308 nucleotides long. The record is from the annotation of a GenBank genome assembly. NCBI's taxonomy places the organism in Eukaryota, Phaeophyceae, Ectocarpales, Ectocarpaceae.
AUGGGAGCCGGGGCAUCUGCCGACCUGUCCAAGGACCAACUGAAGGAGAAGUACGCGGACGUCAAGCACCGCCUGUACCCGCAGCAGCAGGCGGCCGUGGAGGCCUUGUUCGAGUCCUCGGAAAACGCGGCCGAGAUCCUCGAGUGCGUCAACACCCACCUCAAUGACGCGGAGGUUCCCAACAUGGACUUCGAGACGAAGCCUGAUUUCACCGACAAGCACAUCUCACUCAUGUCGAAGCACCUCACGCCCGAGCUCUUCACGCAGCUCAAGGCCGCGGGCGCCACCUCCAAGGGAUACACAAUAUCCCGCGCUAUUCAGACGGGCGUGAUGACGCCCCACCUGGGUGUCGGCAUCACCGCCGGAGACGAGGAGUCGUGGGCACUGUUUAAGGACAUCUACUACCCGAUCAUCAAGGGUUGGCAUCAGUUCGACCCAGAAACUCAGAGCCACACGUCUGACCUCGACGCGUCGAAGCUGACCAUGACCGACGAGCAGGUGGCGAUGUUCAAUGAGUUUGUCGUGUCUACCCGCAUCCGCGCCGCCCGAAAUGUUUCUGGCUACGCCCUGCCUGCGGGCACUGAUGACGAGGACCGAAAGAAGGUGCGAGAAGUGCUGUGCGGAGCCUUCGAGAAGUUCGAGGGCGAACUGGCGGGUAAGUUCUACGACCUUGGCACGUUGUCUGACGAGGACCGCAACAUGCUCCUGUCCAGCGGCUUCCUGUUCCAGAUCCCUAAGACCACCAACCUCCUCUGGCACGCCGGAGCCGCCAAGAACUGGCCCACUGACCGCGGAAUCUUCCACAACGAAUCAAAGACCGCCCUGUGCUGGGUGAACGAGGAGGACCACUGCCGCAUCAUCUCCAUGGAGGACGGCGGCAACGUCAAGUCGGUCUUCACCAGAUUCGCCCAGAUAUCGGAGGCGCUCAAGACAGCUGCCGAGGCGAACGGAACCAAGCUCAUGUACUGUGACAAGCUUGGCUUCCUCGGUACCUGCCCGUCCAACCUCGGCACCGGGCUGCGUGCGAGUGUGAUGAUCAAGCUCCCCAAGUUCAACGAAACUGAAGAGUCGCGCCAAGUGCUUGAACAGGUGUGCGACAAGUUCGACUUGCAGCCGAGGGGGUCCGCCGGCGAGCACUCCGCCGCUGUCGAGGACAAGUUCGACGUCUCUAACAAGCAGCGCAUCGGGUUCACCGAGGUGCAGCUGGUGCAGAAGAUGAUCGACGGGGUCACGCAGGUCAUCUCGUUCGAGAAGGCUAUGGCGGCGGGGGAGAAAGACCUCGCGGCGGUCAAGGGGGAGAUUUCCUAG